AAGUUCAAUAGGUUACUCUCGAAAGUUCUUGAUGGAUGUCAGCAGUGUCAAAUUUUAUAUACAAAAAGUCAAUAAUUUAUAAUAUUUACAAAUAGUUCAGUGUCCUAAUUUCCAUUUGAUUAAUUUCGUGUUGUUAUCAGGUAUAAAUUAGGCAACAGGCUUUCACCAAACCCUUCUAAAAUGGGAUUCUGAAAACGAAGUGUUUGUGUUGUUAUUUGGAAAGUUGCUCUAAUUAUAGUUAUGGCUGAAGCUGUUGCUAAAGUAGAAGAACCCAGCACUCCAAGCGAUAAGCCUGAAUGUGCAGUAUGCCUGCAGCCCUGCGUGCACCCCGCCCAACUACCCUGCGGACAUAUCUUCUGUUAUUUGUGUGUGAAAGGGUUUGCGAAUCAGAAUAAAAGAUGCGCAAUGUGCCGUCAAGAAAUCCCAGUGGAUUUCAUAGAGCAGCCGCGUCUUCUGCAGGCGCCCCAGCCCCAAGAUCUGGCCGAAACGUUCGACGGGGGCUACCAGUGGUUUUACGAAGGCAGAAACGGUUGGUGGCAGUACGAUGAACGAACCAGCAAAGAAAUGGAGAAUUCCUACAAGAACGAGGACAAAACCGUUGAAUUGCUCAUUGCAGGCUUUCUCUAUGUUGCGGAUUUUGAAAAUAUGGUCCAAAUUAGGCGCAAUGACCCUUCGAGGAGGCGACAAAUCAAACGGGAUUUCUCGACUAUUAGCAAAAAAGGAGUGGCAGGGAUUAGGACUAAUUCUCCUUGCGAGCGCCCUGCACUUGAGAUGCACCCAGUUAGCUCCACGGAUCACAUUAGUGUUUUACCAGCCACCCCUUCGAAUAGUCCUCAAAGUCCGUCAAGUGGCCAAGAGUCUCCGAAUGGCGAGGCGAAUUUACGGGCUACAGUUGAUUUAAUCAGCAAUUUGAGCAACUUGACGCUCAACUGCAGGGCAACGUCGUUUGGCGAGGACAACGAGAGUGAAGUGGAAUAACUUUAAAUUAUGUGCAAAGGAAAGCGUUUAUAUGUAAGAUUUUUUUUAAAUACUAAGCCAUUAAAUAUUUUUGAUUCAGA
Messenger RNA from Dendroctonus ponderosae (mountain pine beetle), 1058 nucleotides. RefSeq names its product E3 ubiquitin-protein ligase rnf146. The coding region runs from base 241 to 978 and encodes 245 amino acids. Gene Ontology annotation, molecular function: poly-ADP-D-ribose binding; ubiquitin protein ligase activity; zinc ion binding. The record is from RefSeq and is a predicted model, not a curated record. Gene Ontology annotation, biological process: Wnt signaling pathway; ubiquitin-dependent protein catabolic process. The transcript has 4 exons. Gene Ontology annotation, cellular component: nucleus; cytoplasm. Lineage: Eukaryota; Metazoa; Arthropoda; Insecta; Coleoptera; Curculionidae.